Clavispora lusitaniae ATCC 42720 is the source of this 1590-nucleotide messenger RNA. It is a transcript of the gene FCY2, whose product is annotated as Fcy2p. Gene Ontology annotation, cellular component: fungal-type vacuole membrane; plasma membrane. Gene Ontology annotation, molecular function: nucleobase transmembrane transporter activity. Lineage: Eukaryota; Fungi; Ascomycota; Pichiomycetes; Serinales; Metschnikowiaceae. The record is from RefSeq and is a predicted model, not a curated record. Gene Ontology annotation, biological process: cytosine transport; transmembrane transport.
AUGUCGCUGCCAACAGAAGAUAAGGAAAUUAGCAAGAGAGAAGACAUUCUCGAGGCUACGAAAGAAGAAGACAAGGAGGAGCAGGUUUUUCACUCGACGAAAGAAGAAGAGUUUGGAGAAACGGAUUCUUCUGUAGAUGUCAGCGAACGCGAGGCGAGGUUGGAGAAAACAGAUAACUUCUUGAACAAGAUCGGUCUCAAGUUCAAUGCCGAAAUUAGAGGUGUUGAACGGGUGCCUGAGAGCAAAAGAGAAGAUGGAAAUUGGUUGAACUCCUUGACUGUUUUCCUUUCGCCCAACUUUGCUGUUUCCACAUUGAGUACUGGUAUGAUGGGACCAACAUACUACGAUCUCGACUUUAGAACUUGUAUUUUGUGCAUUGUCUUCAUGGGUAUCCUUGGCUCUAUUCCCGUUGGGUUGUACUCUAUUUUCGGAGCCAAGUUUGGCCUCCGUCAGCAGAUUCUUUCCAGAUACUUCACCGGUAACAUCAUGGGCCGUGUUUUUGCGUUCUUCAAUGUGAUCUCGUGUAUCGGAUGGAACGCCAUCAACAUCAUUCCUUCUGUUCAAAUGUUGGUGUCAUUAGGAAGUUUGCCUGCUUGGGCUGGCUGUUUGAUUUUUGUGGUUAUCACUAGUGUUUUGGCUCUCUUCGGCUACAAAACAAUCCACAUUUACGAGAGAUACUGCUGGAUCCCAAACUGUAUUGUUUACCUCAUCAUCAUUGCCCGUUUCACAAUGUCUCACAAAUUCACUUGGGGUCAUAUGGAGACCGGAACUACGGAAGCUGGAAACGUCUUGACAUUCAUCAGUGCCAUUUUUGGUCUUACUGCAGGCUGGUCGCCUUCCGCUGCUGAUUAUUUUGUGUACAUGCCUAGCAACACUAACCCAUGGAAGAUUUUCUUCUGUAUGGUUGUUGGCUUGAGUUUUCCUGCUAUUUUCACUAUGAUUUUGGGUGCAGCUAUUGCCACGAGUACCCACAGCGACCCAGCAUGGAAAGCAGCUUAUGAUGACAACUCUGUUGGUGGCCUUAUCUACCAGGUUUUGGUGACAGACAGUCUUCACGGUUUCGGUAAGUUUUGCGUGGUCGUUUUGGCGUUUUCCACCAUUUCUAAUAACUUGCCUGGUUCUUACUCCUUGUCUUUGGCCACACAAGCUAUUUGGUCGCCAUUGGCCAGAUUUCCAAGAUUGGGCUGGUGUUUGAUUGGUAAUUUCGUGUCUCUUGCUUUGUGUAUCCCAGCUUACUAUGUCUUUGCCGAAACCAUGUCGAACUUCUUGAGUAUUAUCGGUUACAAUGUCUCCAUUUACAUUGGUAUCACGUUGGCUGAACACUUUGUGUUCAGAAGAGGAUUCAAGGGCUACAAUCCGGAAGAUUGUGAUGACAGAUCUAAGUUGCCCGUGGGUGUUGCAGGUGUUUUCGCUUUUGCGGUUGGUGUGGCGUGCACGGUUCUUUCUAUGAACCAAACCUGGUAUCAGGGUGUGAUUGCAAAAAAACUUGGUGAAUAUGGAGGUGAUAUUGGUUUUGAACUUAACAUUGCUGGUUCUUUCAUCGCUUACUGUUGCGCAAGACCAUUUGAACUCAAGUAUUUCGGACGUUAG